Leptosia nina is the source of this 570-nucleotide messenger RNA. NCBI's taxonomy places the organism in Eukaryota, Metazoa, Arthropoda, Insecta, Lepidoptera, Pieridae. The record is from the annotation of a GenBank genome assembly.
AUGAAAGGCCUUUUCUUUUGCGCUAUUUUAUUUUCUAGCGCGCAAUAUGCAAAAAGCACGUGUUUGGACACUGGAAAGUUUCCGAACAAUGCAGAACCAGACUGUCGAGGGUUCACCAUGUGUCUAAAAGGAGCCGCGGGAUUCAUACAAUACAGUCUUGUUUGUCCUGAAAAUUCCAUUUUCAGCCACAUAGACAGCCAGUGCUCGAAUAUCACAGAGUAUAAAUGCUUGCCGAAUUAUAAUUGCUCUCAAGUGGACAAUAUUCCUCAACCCCAAAAUGAAUGUACAACCUAUAUAUCAUGCAUAAUUGAUUUAAACAACGUUUUCUCUGCUCGUCUCAUUACAUGUCCAGUCAAUACAGUUUUCAACGGAAGCCUAUGUGUCGAGAAAGAUUUAUACCUAUGUCCGUUUCUGCAUCAACAAACUACGGAAAAACCAAAUGCAAUUGACGUGGUCAUAAAUAACUUUGAAGCAAAUGCAACGAUUAGUGCCGCUGUCACCUUACUAAGUUCUCAUUUCCUUUAUUGUGUCAUUCUCGCCUCUUGUUGUUACUCAAUAAUGAAAUUGUGA